Messenger RNA from Soboliphyme baturini, 258 nucleotides. Lineage: Eukaryota; Metazoa; Nematoda; Enoplea; Dioctophymatida; Soboliphymatidae. The record is from the annotation of a GenBank genome assembly.
UCGGCAGUUCAGAAAGAGCGCGAGCAGAAGCGACUGGUGGAAGAAAAUAAGGCGCCAUCGUCUGACUUCGAUAUGAUCAAAUCACGCGUGAACAUCAUCAACUAUGCGACCCUAGCAGAAGUGAAUCACUUCAAGAAGGAGUGUUCGAAAGACUUCAACAAAAUGAUGGCCGAAUUUCUACGAGCUCAGGUGGUGUUCUAUCAGGAAAUUGUGGACAAACUACAGGAGGCGCUACUUCGCUUCGACAAUCGUUCGUGA